Condylura cristata (star-nosed mole) is the source of this 2167-nucleotide messenger RNA. RefSeq names its product aprataxin (gene APTX). NCBI's taxonomy places the organism in Eukaryota, Metazoa, Chordata, Mammalia, Eulipotyphla, Talpidae. The coding region runs from base 131 to 1162 and encodes 343 amino acids. Gene Ontology annotation, molecular function: single-stranded DNA binding; single-strand break-containing DNA binding; DNA 5'-adenosine monophosphate hydrolase activity. The transcript has 9 exons. Gene Ontology annotation, cellular component: nucleus. Gene Ontology annotation, biological process: double-strand break repair; single strand break repair. The record is from RefSeq and is a predicted model, not a curated record.
GAAGUGGUGGGCAUGGAAGAGUAAAGUGAACUGUCUGUCUCCGCCUUCUGGAGUCUAGACUUCAGACCUACGAUUCCUUGAAACUUUACCCUCAGACUACCAGAGACUAAUUAUCACGCCAGAUAGAGUAAUGAUGCGGGUGUGUUGGUUGGUGAGACAGGACAACCGGCACCUGCGAAUCAAACUGCCACAUCUGGAAGUAGUUGUGGUUGGGCGUGGUCCAGAGACCAAGAUCACAGAUAAGAAAUGUUCCCGCCAGCAAGUACAUUUGAAAGCAGAGUGUAACAAGGGAUAUGUCAAGGUAAAACAGGUAGGGGUCAAUCCCACCAGCAUUGACUCAGUCAUAAUUGGGAAAGACCAAGAGGUGACGCUGCAGCCUGGCCAGGUUCUCCACAUGGUGAAUGAACUUUAUCCACAUAUUGUAGAGUUUGAGGAAGAGGCUAAGAGCCCUGACCUGGGAACACACAUGAAGAGAAAGAGGUCAAGCAGUAGUGAUUCUGUAGAAAAUGAUGCUGCUCCGGAAGCCAAACCCAGGAAAGAACUGGAACCUGGGAGCAACCCUAGCCCAUGCUCUGUGCCCCCAAAGAAAGGCAGAGAUGAUACAUCUACCAAAAAGGAAUCAUUGGGCCACUGGAGUCAAGGCUUGAAGAUUUCUAUGCAGGACCCCAAAAUGCAGGUUUACAAAGAUGAGCAGGUGGUAGUGAUCAAGGAUAAGUAUCCCAAGGCUCGUCACCACUGGCUGGUCUUACCAUGGGCCUCCAUUUCUAGUUUGAAGGCCGUGACCAAGGAACACCUUGAACUGCUCAGACAUAUGCACAGUGUGGGGGAAAAGGUGAUUGCAGAUUCUGCUGUGUCUAGCAAACUCCGCUUCCGACUGGGCUACCAUGCCAUUCCCAGCAUGAGCCAUGUACACCUUCAUGUAAUCAGCCAAGAUUUUGAUUCUCCUUGCCUUAAAAACAAAAAACAUUGGAAUUCUUUCAAUACAGAAUACUUCCUAGAAUCACAAGCUGUGAUCAAGAUGGUACAAGAGACUGGCAGAGUGACUGUCCGAGAUGGAAUCCCUGAGCUCUUGAAGUUGCCCCUCCGCUGUCAUGAGUGCCAGCAGCUGCUCCCUUCCAUUCCUCAGCUGAAAGAGCAUCUAAGGAAGCAUUGGCCAAAGUGAUUGUGUAGCACGUGAACUUCUGCAGCGAGUUGUGUAGCACGUGAACUUCUGCAGGCUGGUUGUUUUGAGUGAACUCCUGGCAUCUGUUCUGGAUUGCUUGUGAACUUUCAUUUCUUGAAUUAAAAUAUUCACAUUCUACCUUUUAAAAAAAAAAUUUAUUGUUUAAGCAAACCUUGUUCUAUUUCUGAGUAUUCACAUGUUGGGUGACUCUAAAUAGUUCAGAAAUUAGGAAUUUGGAUUUGUUAUGGAUGCGUUCUAUGGGAAGGUGGCCGGGACAUGCCCUAUGAACCUUGUCCAGGACCCAUAGCAGGUUUGCCUAAUUGGAGCAAAGUGGUGUCCAGACUUACCAAACACAGGAUCUGGCUAGUUAAUGUAUUUCUGUUCCUUGCAUUUAACCUUUCUCCCUGGAGGCAUGUGAUAUCCUUUCAUUAGAGCAUCUGGAGUGGGCUCUAUAAAUAAUCACAUUUAUUAAUACUGUUGUUUAUCCUGAAGGCACUGAUUGCUUUCUGAUUUUAAUCUGUUCUGUAAUAUUUUUUUUCUUUCCCUCCUUCAUGGGGAGAGUUAGCUGCUUCUGUCUCAUUUUUUCUAUUCCAAAGCACUCAAGUAUUCUCUUCUCAGGAAUUCUGUCUCAUUAGUUCUCUCUGAGCAAACAGGUAGAUGAGGGAAUAGAGGGGAAAGUUUUCUUCCUGUAUCAGGGGUUCCUGGCUGGGGAGGAAAAUGCUCAGCCAUAUGUUCAUCAUGUUUCAGCUGUCAGAACUUGUUGGACUGCUUGGCUUGUCUGAAAAUAAAGUUCAUUUGUUUGGGAUGGCUCUCUCAUGUAGGUGAAAACUAUCAGGAUCCCUGUUUGACUAACAGACACAAAGUCAGUUCUGAUGCACAAAGAGGUAGUUGUUUAAUGGAAAAGUUACACAGAACUCAGUAGCUCCAUUUCCUCCUCAGAAAUAAAUCAUAUUUAUAGAUAAAUAAAAAUAUUUUAUUUGGAUUGAAUAGUUGGGUCAAGUUAGA